Molecule: messenger RNA, 3987 nt
Organism: Eimeria acervulina
Lineage: Eukaryota; Apicomplexa; Conoidasida; Eucoccidiorida; Eimeriidae
Exons: 1
Coding region: 1-3987 (1328 amino acids)
Source: RefSeq, a predicted model, not a curated record
AUGCCGCCCCCUGUGCUUUCAGAAUGCGUCCUGGAGGAGGAGGAAGACCAGCAGCAGCAGCAGCAGCAGCUCGAUGAGCCUGUACCCUUAAUGAGUGGGGCGUUGCUGCGCCGCAGACAGAGAGGACCCCCUGCCUCAGCAGCAGCAGCAGAAGCAGCAGCAGCAGAUCCCGCAUCGUCAGCAUUCCUAGGUAACAGCAGCAGCAGCAGCAGCAGCAGCAGCGUAUCUGGAAGUUGGGGGGAUUGGCCUUCGCGGCAGCAGCAGCGCCGGACGCAGCAGCAGCAGCAACAGCAGCAGCAGGAAGACGGUAAGAUAUUGCUGCCGUAUAGGGUAUUAGCAGCAGCAGAUACUGCGCAGCAGAGCAGGGCGUUUGGCUUGCCUUUGCCUUCUCUUAGUUCUGCGGCAGCAGAUGCAGCAGCAGCAGCAGCAGCAGCACAAGCUGCACAGGGUGCAGCAGCGGAGUCCCCUUCUGCUGCUGCUGCUGCUGCAUUUUUGUCUCCUGGUGCUGCACCUCCUCCGUACGUGUGCUGCUUGGGGGGGGCUAGCAGCAGCAGCAAGCUGGGUCGUCUGCAGCAGCAUCAGCAGCAGCAGCAGCCGUUUGCUGCUGCUGCGCUGCUGCGGUGCGUGCGCUGGCUACAGGGUGUCUCCUUCUGGGGGUUUUCAGGCGUCUCUUCGUGUGGGGUUGGUCUUGAAGCAGCAAUUGCAUUUCUUAUGAAUUGUAUGCAAGAGACAUUUGCUGCUGAGUUGCUGCUGCCGCAAGGUGCUGCUGCAUUCGGGGGCCCCGCUACACUGGAGCUGCAGCGGCUGCUGCGCCAUCCUGCUGCUGCUGCUGCACCUCACAAGCUGUUGUCUUUUCUGCUCCCCAAGGCAGCAAUGAAGACCCUCCAGGCUGCGCUGCUGCUGCUGCUGCCAUCGCAGCAGCAGCAGCAGCGCAGUAAAUGCGGGGCGCUCACGCUAGCGCUAGGGCCCCCGUGUGGCUUGCUGCUGCAGAAGCAGCAGCAGCAGCAGCAGCAGCAGUUCCAGUUGGGGUUCUCGUCGCUGCAGCAGCAACAGAUGUCGCGUAUAAGGAGACAACCCACCACUCUUUUUAUUGCUGAUGGCUGCAGCAGCAAAAGAAGCCGGCAGGUUGAUAGCGGGGGAUGUGUUGCUUUGACUGCUGCUCCUCUUGCUGUUGCUGCUGCUGCUGCUGGGACCGGACAGCAGCAGCAGCAGCAGAUGUACGAACAAGUGCUGCUCGGCAGCGCCCCACACGACCCUUUGGUGCUGCACUCCGGGGAGGCGGAUUCCUUAGCGGAGUUGCUGCUGGAGCCGCAACCGGAGCAGCAGCAGCAGCAGCAACAUAGCAGCAGCAGCAGCAGCAGCGAGUGCCGCAGCGUCUGCUGCGCGCUGUUUCUAUACGAAGAAAGCCACGCCCGUGGUGAUAGCGAUUUGUCUCCUCGUUUGCUGCUGUCUUACUCAGACGGCUUGCUGCAGCUGCUGCAGCGGAGGCAGCCCUCUGCUGCUGCUGCAGCAGCAGCAGCUUGGUGGGGCAACAGCAGCAGCAGCAGCAGCAGCAGCAGCUGGGGUGGAGUUACACCUGAUGGCAAGGAGUGGUUUGAAGUGUGGCGCGACUGGCUGAGUUCCCCCCUUGAGGGCCUCUUCUUGCUGCCUGUCUCCAGCAGCAGCAGCAGCAGCAGCAGCAGCUGGGGUGUCUGCGCACCUCUGGUGUGUGGAUACAGCGCAGCAGGAGUCACGGUCUUCUCUCCGCUCAGCGCGGGGUGUAUAUACAGCUUACCUUCUUGCUGCUGCACCUCUGCCUUUUCUCUCUUUGGGGGUUUGGAGUACUUAACCGGGCAUCGACAAGUUGCUGCUGCUGCUGCUGCUCCCAGCUUCAGCAGCAGCAGCAGCAGCCGCAGCAGCAGCUGCAUCGCCGUGCUUAGUAGGAGGGGGCUUCUGGUGCUGCAGCAGCUGCAGCUCCGCCCUGAGGCAGCUUUGCUGCUGGGGGGGCCCCCCGUGUCUCUCUCUGCUGUCUGUCGGGUCCCGCUUGCUGCAGCAGCAGCAGCAGCGCUGCAGAAAGGCAGCCGGGUGUACAUGCAGCGCUGUGAAGGUCUGCGCUGUCUACUGCUGGGGGUACAGGGCAGCAGCAGCAUCUUCUUGAUUGGGUUCUCUGCUGCUGAAGACUGCAGCAGCAGCAGCAGCAGCAGCAGCGGCUUCUUUGCCGCUGCAGCAACAACGCUUGCUGCCGUUUCCCGAAGUUUGCUGCUGCCUUUCUUGCCUGCUGCAUCUUCUAGGCAUCCCUACCACCUGCAGCAACAACAACAACAGCAGCAGCAGCAGCAGCAGCAGGAGCAGCUGGUUGGCUUUUGCAUAGCAUGGCAGCUGCCGCGAUCAGUCCGCAUCGCUCCCCCAGCAGCAGCAGCAACUGCUGCUGCUGCUGCUGCUGCUGGCGGUGUGCAGCAGCAGCAGGUAGGAGAUCUUGAAUGCCUUGCGGUAGUGGAAGACGUCACCCGAGGCCUUUGUUUUGUUGCUGUUGCUGCUUCAGUCUGCCCUGAAGUGCUGCUGUUCUGCUGCACCUUCCCUCCGACGCCGCAGCAGCAGCUGCCGCUGCAGCAGCAACAGCAGCAGCAGCAGCAACAGCAGCAGCAGCUCUUCGGUGGGGUUGACCUCUGGAGAGGCAGCGCAUCGCUUCGGUAUCGCCUUAAACCUCCAGUAGCAGGCUGGCGCGUAGCAGGAAUGACUGUCUUGAACGACAGCAGCAGCAGCAGCAGCAGCAGCAGCAGCAGGCCUCUGCUGGUGGCAGUGCGUUGGGGUUUGCUGUGUGCAGCGGGAGAGACGUCUGUUAAGCGUGAGACAGAGCUGCUUCCUGCUGCAGUUUGUCUCUAUGCUCUUUCAACGGUAGGGGGGUCUCCCUCUCUUUAUAUGUGGGGUCCAGCAGCAGCUCCGUCUCUUACAGGUUGCUUCCUUCGAAACCAGCAGCAGCUGCAGCAGCUGCAGCAGCAGAAGCAGCAGCAGCAGCAACUGCUGCAGCAGUCGGGCCUGUACUCCACCGCCGACACCAGCGCAGCAGCAGCAGUGGCUGCUGCACGUGGGGACCCCUUGCUGCUGCAGCAAAGCAGCAAGUUGCCGCUGCUAGGCAGCAGCAGCAGCAGCAGCAGCAGCAACCUGCUGCUGCCCAACGUAGGCGGGGAUCUUUCAUGGAGUAGGAGGGGCCUCGGGGCCUCGCGGGGGCCCCUGAACGAUUCCCUUGGGUGGGGGGUGCUUGGAGGAGGGGGCUCUGCUUCUCUGCUGCUGCAGCAGCAGCAGCAGCAGCAGCAACCUCAGCUGCCUCACCAGCCGCUGCUGCAGCAGCAGCCAUGGGACUCAACCGCCAAUCUGGGGCUUCUGGGGUUGAGCAGCAGCACCGCCGCUGCUCUUGAAAACGUAAGGAAGCAGCAGCAGCAGCAACAGCAGCAGCAGCAGCAGCAGUGGCUAGGGAUGCACCGCCUUGGAUACCAGCACCGUUUGCUGCUGCACCAGCAGCAGGAAGAUCAGCUGCGGCAGUGGCAGCGCCGUAGGGCGCAGCAACAGCUGCUGCAGCAGCUGCAGCAGCAGCAGCAGCUGCAGCAGCAAGCCGAUGCCUUCCCGUUGGGUGGUGGGGGGCCCGACUUGGAGCUGUUCCCUCCCUACAACUCAACAGCAGCAGCAGCAGCAGCAGCAGCAGGGCCCCUGGGGGGCCCCUGGGGGCCCCUACCCUCUUCUUCCUUUCCGCUCAGGCGACCGCUGCUUCCUAUCAGGCGCGAGGAGCCGUACCAGCAGCUGCCUUUGCUGCAGCAGCAGAAGCAGCUGCAGCAGCAGCAGCAGCAGCAGCGCGGGAGUCGCUGGGGCGGUUCUGCUGCUGCAACAAUAUAUGGGAGAGCUGCUGAGCCCCUGUGGGCCCCAAGCAGACACUACAGAAGCAAUAGAGCUGCCUAUACACUCGACGGGGGGUUGCUGCCGAUGCAGCAAGACCUCCCUUUGGCUUCUUUUUGA